AUGUUGUAUGUGUCCAAAUGGUUGGAGGCUAAGGCCACCCGUACUAAUGAUUCCAAAGUUGUGGUAGAUUUUCUUAAGGUACAGAUUUUCUCACGGUUUGGCACACCAAAGGUGCUCAUAAGUGACCGCGGGACCCGUUUCUGCAAUCGGAUGCUCGAAGCUGUUUUGAAGAAGUAUGGCGUGACACACAAAGUCUCAACAGCUUAUCAUCCCCAAACAAAUGGACAAGCCGAGAUCUCAAACAGGCUAGUGUUUGGAAAAGCAUGCCAUCUUCCGGUUGAGCUUGAACAUAAAGCUUUUUGGGCUGUAAAGAAAUUCAACAUGAAUGAAGAUGAGGUGGGAAACAAAAGGAAGCUAGACAUUCAAGAGUUAGAGGAGAUUCAGAAUGAUGCGUACGAAAGCAACAUGAUUUAUAAAGAAAAGACGAAAGCGUACCAUGACAAAAUGAUCUUCUGGAAGACUUUUGUGCAAGGACAAAAGGUGCUUCUUUACCACUCAAGGUUCAAGUUAAUUUCAGGGAAGUUACGAUCAAGAUGGGUUGGUCCUUUCGUGGUCAAAAGGGUAUUUGACCAUGGUGCGGUGGAAAUCACGAGCAAGCAAACCGGUAAAACAUUCAAAGUUAAUGGUCAUAGAUUGAAGUCGUUUUAUGAAGGAAUCGAAGUGAAGAAGGAGGAGGUUGAUGUGUUGGAGAACCCCACGUACCAAGACUGA
This is a messenger RNA of Lactuca sativa (garden lettuce), 711 nucleotides long. RefSeq lists its product as uncharacterized. NCBI's taxonomy places the organism in Eukaryota, Viridiplantae, Streptophyta, Magnoliopsida, Asterales, Asteraceae. Gene Ontology annotation, molecular function: nucleic acid binding. Gene Ontology annotation, biological process: DNA integration. The record is from RefSeq and is a predicted model, not a curated record.